AUGAAAUGGGUCGCGGAGUCGUCUCCGGCGGCUGUCACCCGGCGGAGCGGAAAAACGGCGACUUUGCGGCUCUCCGGCGGCUGUCACCCGACGGAGAGGAGCUGGAUGGAGGUGGGGCGCGUGUCAGGGAGCUUCAUCCUCAGGUCCGCGCAGCAAGAGGAGGCUCUUCAUCGCAUCUGGUACGCUCUCAGGAGGUGGCGACUCGUCUCCCGGCAGAUCGUCCUCUUCCCGACGACGGCUUGUUCGUCGAUCAAUCGGAGAUGAUUUACUCGAUGGAUUCGCGAUCCUUUUAUCGCGAAUCGUUCAGCAAUUUUAGUAGCAAUGCUCCGCGAAUCGCAUUGACGAGAUUUUCGCCGAUGAUCCAGCGAUUCUGGUUGCUUAAUCCUUCACCAGCGAUCUGCAGGAAAGUCGCGAUAAUCAGAUAAAAAUAUAUGAAUUUGGACUCUAGGAGGAUUCGAACCCGCGCCGGUUGUCCGCCCCUUCUGAGGAAGGUGUGACACGGGUUUAGUCCCACAUCGGUUGUGCGCCAAUUUUUCAGGCAAAUAUAUAGUAAUGUUAGCUUUUUAAGCAAAGUCUCUUCUCUCGCGUGUACGACCACUCCUUGCCCCACAGCCGGCUGGCCACCGGUGACGUGGAAGGGGAGUGGCGCACACGUGCCCCUAUCGGUCCAAGCCGCUCGAGCCCUUGCUCGCGGCUACUCCCCGACUGAGCUUCCGACCUGCUUGCGGGCCCGGCUGGCCGGCAGGUCUCCCCCAUUUUGCAAUAUUUUAGUUUUAUUUCUUGUUCUUCAUUUAUCUCAAAAGUAA
Spirodela intermedia is the source of this 806-nucleotide messenger RNA. The record is from the annotation of a GenBank genome assembly. NCBI's taxonomy places the organism in Eukaryota, Viridiplantae, Streptophyta, Magnoliopsida, Alismatales, Araceae.